AUGUUUUCCUUUUACUCGAAAAUCAUCCAAAGGUCGCGACAAUAAAAAUUAUUUAAAAUGGCUUUGACUAGAUCUUUUUCUGGUCCAGGUGGAUUAAGUAUUAAUACUAAUUCUGCCAAUUCUUUGUUGUAAGUUCAUCCAAUUUAUUGCGCUCCGGGGAUUUAUUUAUUUUGUCGUGUCAACCCAUUGCCCAAGCUUUUUGUGGAGCAGAGAAAGCUAUCAAAAUAAUUCCAUUGUGAAAGAUUGCAAAGAAAGAACAUUGAAACGAAACAGAUAAAGAAAGAGCGAUUCUAACCUCAAUUCAGUAGCGGAUCAGGCGCGACCCAACCAGCAUCAGGAGGAAUGUUUGGAAGUACACAGGCUGCGAAGCCUUCAACAGGUCUUUUCGGCGCAACCACAACCACAUCUGCUUCUCAAACUGGUGGAUUAUUUGGUUCAACAACGUCAGCGGCUCCUGCAACCAGUAGUUUAUUUGGUUCGACUCCUGCAGCUGCGACUUCUGCGCCAGCAAGUGGAGGACUAUUUGGAUCUGCUCCCGCUCAACCUGCGACUAGUGGAUUGUUCGGAAAUACAAAUACUUCUCAACCGGCUCCGACUGGUGGUGGAUUAUUUGGUUCAACGACUACCGCGACAACAGCUCCUACAGCCAGUGGAUUGUUCGGAUCUGCGACCACUAGCAAUAACCAGACUCAAGGAGCUUCCGGUGGUGGAUUGUUUGGUGGUGGGUUCGGGGGAACACAAGCAAAUAAUCAGACAGCUGGCGCAAGUACAGGUGGUGGACUUUUUGGUGGUACCGCUACGUCACAACCGGCGCAGAAUGGAGGUGGAUUAUUUGGAAAUCUAAACCAAGCAAACCCUGCAGCAUCUGGAGGUCUCUUGUAAGCUCUCGUUGCGAAAAGAAAUUAUGAUACGUCAACUAACCAGCUCAGUGGAGCAAGUCAACAAACCCAGCCGCAGUCACAGCAACCCUCCUCUCUUUUCGGCGCACCCGCUCAAAAUCAACAACAAGGCCAAACAACCUACAACAUGCUGGGUGGUAGUCGUCUUUUGGGUCAAACCCAACAACCUCAACUCGUUCCAGGCGUCCAAAUUGAUCUUAGUCAAAUGCGCGGAACCACGAGAUUCAAUGAUCUUAAUGAGACCGUACAGAAACAAAUCGAACAUUUUGAUAAAGUGAUUCAAGAGCAAAUCGGUAUGAAAACGACUGCGAAGCCAUUAUGCCCCAGCAUGGCAAGCUUCUCGAGCACAUUCCCAACGACGUCGAAUUUUGCCGAAGGAAAUUACUCGGCAUGGAAGACGCCAUGGAACGCGACGCCGCAGACAUCGAUCAAGUCCGUCAAUUAGUCAAAAAGGAUGCCGACAAUGCAACUCUAAGUUUCCGCGCAAUUGACAAUCUAAAAUUACCUGCACCAUAUCAAACACCCGGCAUCUGGGCCACAAAAUCCACGAAUAAUCCCAAUAGUGCAGUCAAUGACGCUGAGGCUCAGGAUUUGGUUUCAUAUUUUUCCUCUACGGCUGAUGAAUUAGAUGCCACGCUCAAGAAAUAUCAUAGCAAUUUCUCAGAGAUUGAAGCACAUCUAAGGAGUUUAGAACAAAGCACAGCGCAACAAACACAAGCUCUACUUGCGCGCAGAAAUGGAAGAGCUUAUCAGCAGGAAAACCCGGUCCAGGAGUUGGGAUUGGCGCUUGUUGAGUUUGAGCAAAGCAUUUUACAGGUGGCAGGGAAGAUUGGCGCAAGUAGGGAACGCAUUCAAGCGUUGCAGCUGGGGAGUUUUACGGGACCUGGGGACAGAGACAGGAGGAAUGAAGCGCCGACGGGGUUUGGAGAUAGUGUUCAUGGGGGAAGUGUAAGGGGGAGAGGCGGUGUUUAUUGAGGAGUUGGUGUAUAUAGAGUGAACGGGCUGGGGCAUCCGUUCUAACGGGGACUAGAAAUUGAUGUAGGUGGAUGGAUGGGUGGAGUUCAGGAGUUUGGGUUUCGAGUAUAUGUGCUCGUACUUCUACGUAGCAUUCUUGUCGGUACUUUCACGAUAAAAGCAAGCAAAGUAUGCAUUGAUUGGAGAUAUUA
Sclerotinia trifoliorum is the source of this 2065-nucleotide messenger RNA. NCBI's taxonomy places the organism in Eukaryota, Fungi, Ascomycota, Leotiomycetes, Helotiales, Sclerotiniaceae. The record is from the annotation of a GenBank genome assembly.